Molecule: messenger RNA, 1713 nt
Organism: Fonsecaea multimorphosa CBS 102226
Lineage: Eukaryota; Fungi; Ascomycota; Eurotiomycetes; Chaetothyriales; Herpotrichiellaceae
Exons: 5
Coding region: 1-1713 (570 amino acids)
Molecular function (GO): flavin adenine dinucleotide binding; N,N-dimethylaniline monooxygenase activity; NADP binding
Source: RefSeq, a predicted model, not a curated record
AUGGUCUCCCCUGAACGACUGAAGGAGAUACGGGUCCCCCUAUCGGACCAAUACGCCUACAAGAAGCGCAGACUACGCGUUGCCACGAUCGGAGCUGGCUUCUCGGGCUUGAUAUUCGCCCACAAGAUUCAGCAUGAAGAGCCGGAGUUACAGGAGUUCGUCGAUCAUGUCAUCUUUGAAGCCAACGAUGAUGUCGGUGGAACGUGGAAGGUCAACACGUACCCGGGCGUGCAGUGCGACGUGCCAGCGCAUAUCUACGCAUUUCCUUUCGAUCCGAAUCCCGACUGGUCCAAAUUCUAUGCCGAUGGCCCGGAGAUUCUGGAGUACGUGCAGAGGACGGUCGAUAAGUGGAAUCUAAGGCGGGACAUUCAAUUCAACACUCGAGUGAUUGCCCUCAAUUGGCUGGAGAAGGAAGGAAAAUGGAAGAUCCGUGUCCGGAAGGAUGGGCAGGAAGAAAGGGACGAGUUUGCUGAUGUCCUCGUUUCAGCGCAGGGGUUCCUCAGCCAAUGGAAAUGGCCAGAUAUACCUGGUCUCCAGACCUUCAAGGGCCACAAGGUGCAUUCGGCCGCAUGGGACCAUUCCUAUGACUACUCCCACAAAAAGAUUGGAAUCAUUGGCAACGGAUCAUCUGCCAUCCAAAUCCUGCCUCAAAUGGCCAAAUUGCCCGGCACGCAGGUGGUGAGCUUCCAGAGGGGGGCCACUUGGAUCACGCAGAGUCUGGGCGAAGCGCUCGGUGUCGGCGAGGUGGGAAGCAGGUUCAACCCCAGAUACACGAGGAGCGACAAGAGGAGGUUUCGGAAUCCGGAGAAGCACAAGGCCUAUCGCAAGAUGUUGCAGCAUGGGAUGAACAAAGGAUUCAGGCUGUUCCGCAAAGGCUCCGUCCAAAACGCCAAAGCCUCCGAGGCCACCAUCGAACGGAUGCGCGUCGCGUUAAACAACAACCCGGACCUCUGCGAGAAACUCAUCCCGAACUGGACGCUCGGCUGUCGACGCCUGACCCCCGGCGAAGGCUACCUCGAGUCCUUUUUACUGCCCACGGUGUCGCUGGAGAAAUCGCCCAUCGCACGAAUCACCGAGACAGGCAUCGAGACAGAGUCCGGCGCGCACUACGACGACCUGGACGUGAUCGUGUGCGCCACGGGCUUCGACGUCUCCCACAUCCCGCACUACCCAGUAACAGGACGCAACGGCGUGACGCUCGCACAGAAAUGGGCAGACGAGCCCGAGAGCUACCUAAGCGUAGCGUGCCCGGAUUUCCCCAACUAUUUCCUCUUCACCGGCCCCAACGCGACCGUCGGCCACGGAACGCUAGUCACAUCCCUGACCUGGACGACCGCGUACAUCACCAAGUGGCUACACAAGAUUGCGGGCGAGGACAUCCACUCGGCCGCGCCGCGCCAGGACGCCGUCGACGAAUUCGUCACCUACGGCGACGAGAUCCAAAACACUCUCACCUGGACGAGCGGCUGCAAGAGCUGGUACAAGAAGCACCGCGUCGACGGCCGCGUCACCGCCACAUGGCCGGGGAGCGCCCUGCUCUACCGCGAGGUCAUCCUGCGCGAGAUCCGCGGCGAGGAUUGGGAUAUACGCUACCGCGGAAGGAAUCGAUGGCGUGCGAUCCUGGGGAAUGGAUUUACCAGGCUCGAAACUGAGGCGGAGGAGAAGGAGAAGCAGGGCGAGGUGGUGGAUUUGGCGUUCUAUAUUAAUUCCUGA